AGUUAUCUGGGUUGGGUUUGAGAGCUCGGUGAGACAGUUCUAUUCUCACUGCGACACAAACAGCAAACUGUCUGCUCCCAGUCGUUUUAAAAGUAGAUACGCAUCAUUUAUGGGGCAUGUCACCUAAACAUUUUUGUCAACACCAAACUGCAGGGACGCACGGCUGUUGACGCAUUUAUUUUCGCGUAGCGCACACAAAUGCGCGCGUUCACACCACAAAUCCACAUACGCAGCGAAUGACCAGGGAGCGUGGUGGUAGGACGUAGCGUAGCCGGGCCAUCAAAACGAACAAAAUAGCAAGAGGUGCACCCGACGAAUUUUUAAGCUGUUCGGCUCUCCAGCUGACGGCAAACCAGGCAUGGACGACAAGUCAUUCACCAAGGAGUUGGACGGAUGGAUUGAACAGCUGAAUGAGUGCAAACAGUUAUCGGAGAAUCAGGUUAAAGUCCUGUGUGAAAAGGCUAAGGAGAUCCUGACAAAGGAGUCCAAUGUGCAGGAGGUGAGAUGUCCAGUAACAGUCUGCGGAGAUGUCCAUGGUCAGUUUCAUGACCUAAUGGAGCUGUUUAAGAUUGGAGGGAAGUCUCCAGACACUAACUACCUCUUCAUGGGAGACUAUGUUGACAGAGGCUAUUAUUCUGUGGAGACAGUUACCCUGCUGGUCUCUCUUAAGGUACGGUUCCGUGAACGCAUCACCAUCCUAAGAGGGAACCAUGAGAGCAGACAGAUCACACAGGUGUAUGGCUUCUAUGACGAGUGUUUAAGGAAAUAUGGCAAUGCCAAUGUUUGGAAGUACUUCACGGAUCUGUUUGACUAUCUGCCCCUUACAGCACUAGUAGACAACCAGAUUUUCUGCCUCCACGGCGGAUUGUCCCCUUCCAUAGACACACUGGAACACAUCAGAGCGCUGGAUCGCCUGCAGGAGGUUCCUCAUGAGGGUCCAAUGUGUGACUUGUUAUGGUCAGACCCAGAUGAUCGUGGUGGCUGGGGAAUCUCACCCCGUGGUGCUGGUUACACCUUCGGGCAGGACAUUUCAGAGACUUUCAACCACGCAAAUGGCCUAACUUUGGUCUCAAGAGCCCACCAGCUGGUCAUGGAGGGUUAUAAUUGGUGCCAUGACCGCAAUGUAGUCACGAUCUUCAGUGCACCAAACUAUUGUUAUCGUUGUGGAAACCAGGCAGCAAUCAUGGAACUUGAUGACACAUUGAAAUACUCCUUCCUACAGUUCGACCCUGCGCCCCGCAGAGGGGAGCCACAUGUGACGCGGCGAACACCGGACUAUUUCCUGUAAAGAUCUCUGGUGAGGAAGGCAAAAGAGGCCAGACGUAAAAAAAGUCAUUCAUCACCCUGUGGACCAAAAUAUGUGUGCCAUAAUCACAAUGAAAUGGAAACUAUCACAUACAACUCUUUCUUCUCUGUGCAUGAUGUUUUUAUUACUAUAAAUGAUUGCUACUAUGAACAUCACCGUCAUAUUAUCUGCUGGUUUGCCAGGAAACACGAAUGAUGUAAUGCUGAAAAUAACAGCUAAAUGUAAGUAACCUUUCUGUUUGGGUGAUAAUGACCUGAGUGUGUUUCCAUUUACAGAAUCUGUCUGCAUCUUUCACAUGGCAUGGCCUCAAAUCAAAGGUUGCAGUAAUUAUACGUGAACUAUUUCCUUUUUGUAAAUGAAAUGCAACCGCUUAUUUUGUGCAUUGAGAUGAUAGGAGUAGACUUCUGAAAAUGAAUUUGUUCUAUUUGCACUUUUGUAUUUAAUUUUUAUCACACAGCACUGACAGACUAUUUUCCUUUUUAUACCCUAGUUAUAGUGUAAGUAGCUCUAUCUGCUCUGUUGUCUCUUAUGGGAGUAAAUGUAAUUUAUUUAAGUGGCAAUAUUGGUUCAAAUUACAUCAGUUGUAAAAAAUAUAUAUAUAUACCUUACUGUUUUGCAGUUACAGCUACACAAAUUAUAGACAUGCUGCUUCUUCAUUUAUUAUCGUCAAGGUAUGUUUUUGUGGCAUUAUUCUCUCUGGUCAGCCACCACUAGAUGGAAACAGAUGCUUAAAAAAAGCUUAUUAUCAACACAGACACAAAAAUCUGUCACAGCCUAAUAAAUGUGCAGAAAAUUAGGCAAGUUCUUCUUGGGUUUUUUUUCUCUUUUUUUUUGUUUCGUAUGCAGGCAUUUAUCAUAAAUAUGAAACCUUAAAGGGCCAAGCUAUGAAAGGAGACUCCUUUUAAAUUCAAUUGUGUCAUAUGUUUUAUGUUUUUCAGAUGCAUAUAUAUUUAUUUGCAUGGACGAGAGAAUGCUUCUUUUAAUUUGAAGCGAUACUUAGUACAAGUGCCGCUUAUAAUGCCAGGCAGAUGUAUUCAAAGUCGUUUGUGUGUUUGCGCGUGUGUGUGUGUGUGUGUGUAAAUCCAAAGUUUUACCAGUUAUUAAUCAUUUACUGCCUUUGAAUCAAGUCGACAGAAAUGUCGGAGCACAAACGGAUGUAAUGCUCAGUAAACUGCUAAAAAAUAAAAGCCUACUGUAAAGUUCGGCGUGAAAUAAAACAUAAUUUGUCACCCCUGA
Molecule: messenger RNA, 2542 nt
Organism: Notolabrus celidotus (New Zealand spotty)
Lineage: Eukaryota; Metazoa; Chordata; Actinopteri; Labriformes; Labridae
Product: serine/threonine-protein phosphatase 2A catalytic subunit alpha isoform-like
Exons: 7
Coding region: 359-1288 (309 amino acids)
Biological process (GO): mitotic cell cycle; peptidyl-serine dephosphorylation
Cellular component (GO): cytosol
Molecular function (GO): protein serine/threonine phosphatase activity
Source: RefSeq, a predicted model, not a curated record